This is a messenger RNA of Aspergillus saccharolyticus JOP 1030-1, 531 nucleotides long. Its product is annotated as putative oligosaccharyl transferase subunit Dad1. Lineage: Eukaryota; Fungi; Ascomycota; Eurotiomycetes; Eurotiales; Aspergillaceae. The transcript is spliced from 3 exons. Bases 1 to 531 code for a protein of 176 amino acids. Gene Ontology annotation, cellular component: oligosaccharyltransferase complex; membrane. Gene Ontology annotation, biological process: protein N-linked glycosylation. The record is from RefSeq and is a predicted model, not a curated record.
AUGCCUGCCAAACGCACCGCUGCCGCCAGCGCAGGCCCCGUUCCCGCACCCUCACCACCAACUAUACCUUCAUCCUCAUCCACCACCGUCGCUUCCCCCUCAGCUCUCUCCUCCGGUCCCAAGACGCUCACCACAAACUCCUCUGUUCUCGAUAUUGCCCAUACCGUCUGGCAGCAAUAUCUCGCCACGACCCCACAGCGCACGCUCCUGCUCGACGCGUUCAUGGGCUUUUUGGUUCUCGUCGGCGGCGUGCAAUUCCUCUACUGCGUGCUGGCGGGCAAUUAUCCAUUCAACGCCUUCCUAAGCGGCUUCUCCGCCGCCGUCGGCCAAUUCGUCCUUACGGCUAGUCUGCGCAUGCAGACCUCUUCGCCUUCGGCUGCCGGGGUGGUAUCUAGCGGGAAAGGUGGGAAGGGGAAAGCGGCUGCCGCGAAGGAGACGGGGAGUAAUGGGAUCUCGCAUGAAAGGGCGUUCGCGGAUUAUAUCUUCGGGAGUCUGAUUUUGCAUUUCUUCUGUAUUAACUUUAUUAACUGA